Messenger RNA from Corylus avellana, 1771 nucleotides. RefSeq names its product La protein 1 (gene LA1). Gene Ontology annotation, molecular function: mRNA binding. The record is from RefSeq and is a predicted model, not a curated record. Gene Ontology annotation, cellular component: ribonucleoprotein complex; nucleus. NCBI's taxonomy places the organism in Eukaryota, Viridiplantae, Streptophyta, Magnoliopsida, Fagales, Betulaceae. Gene Ontology annotation, biological process: RNA processing.
CAAAGCCCAGUUUAGCCUCCAAAACCCUAACACAAAAAUCUCUCUCUCUCUCUCUCUCUCUCUCUCUCUUAACUAACCGUGACCGUACAACAAUGGCGACGCCUUCCUUGGACGAGGAAACAACUAAAAAAGUGCUCCGACAGGUUGAGUUCUACUUCAGCGACAGCAAUCUUCCAAGGGAUACUUUUCUCAAGAAAACCAUCAGCGAAAGCGAACAUGGAAUGGUGGAUUUGGCUUUGAUAUGUUCUUUUACUCGGAUGAGAGGUCAUCUGAACUUGGAGAACGUGAAGCCUGAUGAUGUCCCAGAAGAUACAGUCAAGGCCGUUGCCGAAACUUUGAAAAAAUCUACUUCUCUAAAAGUUUCCGAAGAUGGGAAAAAGGUUGGUAGGACAACUGAACUCCCAAAGCCGGAAGAUGUAAUAGAGCAGUUAGACAUAAGAACAAUAGCUGCAUCACCACUUGGGUAUGAUGUGACUCAAGAAGAUUUGGAGAAUUUCUUUGGUCAAUUUUCCAAGGUUAAUAGUUUGAGACUGCCCCGUCAUGUUGGGGACAAGAGGUUCUUUUGCGGUACUGCUUUGAUUGAGUUUUCAACAGAGGAAGAAGCUGAAAAGGUUUUGAAGCAAAGCUUGGUUUAUGGGGGUGUUACAUUAGAACUAAAACCGAAGAAGGAUUUUGACAUAGAUAGAGCAAGAGAGACAGAAGAAUAUGAGAAGUCUCAUUCCGUCAGGGGUUCAAAUCGUAAGAAUAACUCAAAUGCAGAACCAAACUACCCAAAAGGUUUGAUUAUUGCAUUUACAUUAAAGAGCAUGUCAGAUGGAGGCUCCACAGAACAAAAUGGUACCAAUGACACGGCCAAUGAUGAUAAAAUUGUUUGCAAAACAGGAGGAGGAUUAGAUUCCUCAAAAAAUGAGACUAGAGUAACUGAAAAGAUGGCUGAAAAAAAUAUUAAUGAAGAUGAAACCCCUGGAGAAAAUAUUGAAAAUGAUAGAAAGGAAAAGGUUGAUCAGAAUAAUGGUUUGGAGGGUGAAGAAAAAGAAACUGAAGAAAUAGAGAAGUCUUCUGAAGGUGCCACUGAAAUGAGUGACGAGAAAGAAGAGAAACGAACUGCUGCUUCCUUCAUGGAUGACAUGAAUGUUGUUUUGCGUGAGGAUCUGAAGGAUGUCUUUCAAAAGUAUGGUACAGUCAAGUUCAUUGAUUUCAAGAUUGGAGCACCUUCAGGAUACAUUCGGUUUGAAGAACCUGAAGCAGCUCAGAAAGCUCGUGCUGCUGCAGUCCUCGCCGAACAAGAGGGUCUCCUUGUUAAGAGUUACAUUGCCGUUCUGGAGCCAGUAACUGGUGAGGCUGAAAAGGAGUAUUGGAGCUUCCUCCGUGGUAAUCAAGAUAAGUACCGGGAAAACAAGGGCAACCGAGGAAGGGGAGGAAAAUACAAUAGAGGUGGGAAACAUAAUCGCUCUAGAGAAAAUGAUAGUGCAAGAGGUCGCCCAAACAAAGCUCAGAAAGUUGAAGCGGCAUGAGUGUUCUAAAUCAGUAAUGGGAUAAUUUUUUCAGGACACCUUCAGACUUUUUGGCGAAAUACUGCUUCCUUCUUGAUCUCCUGGUGUUUGUCAUCAGCUAUAUAAGUUAUGUUCUUCAUAAAAUAUAUAAUGUCUUUGCUCCCUUUCUAUGUAACUCUAAUUUAACCAAGUUACCUCUUUUCUAAGCUUUCCCUCUUGAUUCUGUAAUUGCAAACGAAUAACGAAUUUACUUCACAAAUUUUGGUAGUUUGGUUUUA